AUGAACCUCCUCAAGUGGCAUCUUAAUCUGUCGUUUCGCGAGCCACGCUACGAGAUCAUGAAUGAAGAGAACGACUCCGAAGCUGGGUCCGAGGAUCAACUCCUCGCCGAGAAGGGAUCAAGGCCGACGAGGCCGAGAGCCGGCGGUUUUCUCCAUGGCCUCGGAGGGCCUUUCCUUUGGCUUCACGUACUGUUCCUUACCUUCUACUCGGCCUUGUUCUUCACUCUUGUGCUCGCCCGGCAGGGCCAGGAGCACGCAUGCGCGGACGACCAGACCAUGGUGUGGUCGCCGGCUCGCGAGGCGCUCAGGCCGGAAAAGGUCCUUUUCGGCAACGAGAUCCAGGACGAUAACGUCUUUCGCGGACACCCGCGGCCGGAGCUCGACGCCGCCUGGAACACGCUCAUACAGUACAGCAACGUCAAGGUCAAGGCCGAGGACCUCAGACGGAUAAACCGCACGUCCGUCCGGCUGCACGACGAGUCCGGCGAGUUGACCGAGUACUACUGGAGCGGCCUCAACGUCCACCAUCAGCUACAUUGUCUGAAAAUGGUACGGCAGGCGGUGUUUCCCGAGUACUAUUUCAAAGGGAAGAAGCCGCCGCGGCAUCUGGAGGGACACAUUGACCACUGCAUCGACAACAUUCGCAUGACGCUCAUGUGCAAGGCGGACAUCUCGCUCGGCUCCUACGACUGGGUGGAUAACAACCGGAGGCCUCUCACCAACUUCCACACCGAGCACAGCUGCUACAACUGGGACCUUGUCAACAACUGGGCGCGAGACCACAGUUUCGACAUGUACGACAACACCUCUCUGGUGCACCCCUUCCUCGGCAAAUCCUACCCUCUCGAUUCCGAUGGCAAGUACAUUUUCACAGAAGAGGUUGAUCCUUUCGAGGGAAACAAGAUCACGCCACCACCGGUUUAG
Molecule: messenger RNA, 924 nt
Organism: Colletotrichum graminicola M1.001
Lineage: Eukaryota; Fungi; Ascomycota; Sordariomycetes; Glomerellales; Glomerellaceae
Exons: 4
Coding region: 1-924 (307 amino acids)
Biological process (GO): mycotoxin biosynthetic process
Source: RefSeq, a predicted model, not a curated record